Carassius auratus (goldfish) is the source of this 2933-nucleotide messenger RNA. It is a transcript of the gene abcg1, whose product is annotated as ATP-binding cassette, sub-family G (WHITE), member 1. Gene Ontology annotation, molecular function: ATP hydrolysis activity; ATP binding; ABC-type sterol transporter activity. Gene Ontology annotation, biological process: cholesterol homeostasis; cholesterol efflux; transmembrane transport. The coding region runs from base 429 to 2450 and encodes 673 amino acids. The record is from RefSeq and is a predicted model, not a curated record. The transcript is spliced from 15 exons. Lineage: Eukaryota; Metazoa; Chordata; Actinopteri; Cypriniformes; Cyprinidae. Gene Ontology annotation, cellular component: plasma membrane.
ACUGGUAGAAUAAACAUUUAAGCAGUGCAUUUGCUAUUACCAAUAUUUAACUUCGGCUCGGGGUAAUGAAUUGAUACACUCAGUAAUUUACAGUAUCACAUAUAAGCUAUAAAUUAUACACUAUAACAUAUAUAUUUAUGAUUUAUUUGCGUUCUAGUGACUAUAGAUGUGUCGCGCUUUAUGAAAGCAGCUCAUCUUUUUAAAACGCGCCGCGAGACCUAGCCGGGGCGUUCUGUUUCGUGAGUUCCAUUUCAUCGAAAAAAAACGUCCUGCUCUGAUGCCGCUGCUGGACGGCCAGUGACGUCACCCUCUAAAUACCGAGCGCAGGUAAACAAUAACAGACGCGAGGAGAGCGUGGAGGACCAGACAAAUGCCACAUCUCACUGCACUGGCCAGAAGCGGAGUCUGUCGCAGCACAUUCCACAGGAAUGGCAUGUCUUAUGGCAGCCUUUUCAGUCAACAACACUACAGUGACCAACUCCAUCAUAAUGAACACAAAUGGACCUCCCGACCUCAUGCUAGACCCUAGAACCAUGUGCGUGUCCAUUGAUGAACUGAUGUCCAGUCACGUUGCCAGUCAGCAGACGCCGCUGUUUCACGGACACCUGAAGAAAGUAGAGAACAAUCUGACCGAAGCCCAGCGCUUUUCAUAUCUGCCCCGCAGACCCGCAGUCAAUAUUGAAUUCAAAGAUCUCUCGUACUCAGUUCCUGAAGGACCAUGGUGGAGAAAAAAAGGUUACAAGACUCUUCUGAAAGGGAUCUCUGGGAACUUCAACAGCGGUGCUUUGGUGGCCAUCAUGGGACCCUCAGGUGCUGGGAAGUCUACCUUAAUGAACAUUCUAGCAGGUUACAGGGAAACAGGCAUGAAGGGGGAGAUCCUGAUAAACGGGCAGUCCAGAGAUCUGCGAUCUUUCAGGAAAGUGUCCUGCUACAUCAUGCAGGAUGACAUGUUACUGCCACACCUCACCAUACAGGAAGCCAUGAUGGUAUCAGCUAAUCUCAAACUCCAGGAAAAGGAUGAAGGCAGACGUGAAAUGGUUCGGGAAAUCCUGACCGCUCUCGGUUUGUUAGAAUGUGCCAAAACACGCACAUGCAACCUGUCAGGGGGCCAGAGGAAGCGUUUGGCCAUCGCCUUGGAGCUUGUCAACAACCCACCAGUCAUGUUUUUUGAUGAACCCACAAGUGGACUGGACAGCUCUUCCUGCUUCCAGGUGGUCUCUCUGAUGAAGGCUCUUGCUCAGGGUGGUCGAACAGUCAUAUGCACAAUUCACCAGCCCAGCGCUAAAGUGUUUGAACUCUUUGAUAAGCUGUAUGUCCUCAGUCAAGGCCAGUGUAUUUACAGAGGAAAAGUUUCAAGCUUAAUCCCGUAUCUCAGAGAACUGGGACUCAACUGUCCCACCUAUCACAACCCUGCAGACUUCAUAAUGGAGGUGGCCUCUGGUGAAUACGGUGACCAAACAGCUUGGCUGGUGAAGGCUGUUCAGGAGUGCAAAUGUGAGAAAGACUACAAAAGUGAAAUGAAUGGUAACGGGGUCCAUAAUCCCUUCCUGUGGCACAGACCAUCCGACGAGGACUCUUCGUCAUCAGAGGGUUGCCAUAGUUUUUCUGCCAGCUGCCUGACACAGUUUUGCAUCCUUUUCAAAAGAACUUUUCUUAGCAUCAUGAGAGAUUCGGUGCUGACUCACUUGCGUAUCAUGUCUCAUCUUGGGAUUGGAAUUCUGAUCGGUCUUUUAUACCUGGGCAUUGGCAACGAUGCCAAGAAAGUCCUUAGCAAUUCCGGGUUUCUGUUCUUUUCAAUGUUGUUCCUCAUGUUCGCCGCUUUGAUGCCCACCGUCCUCACCUUUCCUCUUGAGAUGGGCGUCUUUUUGAGAGAACAUCUAAAUUACUGGUACAGCCUAAAGGCAUACUACUUGGCCAAAACAAUGGCGGAUGUCCCAUUUCAGAUCGUGUUCCCAGUGGCCUACUGCAGUAUAGUGUACUGGAUGACAUCUCAACCUUCAGAUGCAGUUCGUUUCAUACUUUUCCUGGCUUUAGGGACCCUCACGUCACUGGUUGCACAGUCAUUGGGACUGCUAAUAGGAGCGGCAUCCACAUCCUUACAAGUAGCAACUUUUGUUGGUCCUGUGACGGCAAUCCCUGUGCUGCUGUUUUCAGGCUUCUUUGUCAGUUUUGACACUAUUCCUAAAUACCUCCAAUGGAUAUCAUACAUUUCCUAUGUCAGAUAUGGUUUUGAAGGAGUCAUUCUGUCCAUCUAUGGUCUUGACCGUGAGGACCUGCACUGUGACAAAGAUGAGACGUGCCACUUCCAGAAAUCAGAAGCCAUUUUGAAGGAGCUGGGUGUUGAAGAUGCAAAACUCUACAUGGACUUUAUUGUGUUGGGCAUCUUCUUUGUAUCACUUCGUCUGAUUGCUUACUUCGUCCUGCGAUACAAGAUCAGUGCUGAGAGGUAAACCUGUUGAAGAAGGGCUGGAGAGAGUACUGUCAAGACUUUCAUGCAAAGGAGAGCUAAGCUGAGGAAGCCAAAGCAGAGAGGGUUUGUUCCCUCCAAACGGACCAUCGCCAGUUUUCCCACACUAGACAGAAACCUGGGUUCAACUUGACGACACAGUAUGUAGAUGCUCAGCUUUUGUGUGCUUUUAUAAGAAAGCAAAGAGCUUAGAAAACAACAGUUUUGAGGCUCAACCAAAUGUCUGUACAAAUAGACAGAGAAACAUGGGUGCACUGAAGAACAUUUGUAGAAGCUGAUGAAAGUCUUUCACAGGAGCAGUUCUGAUUUUGACUGAAAAAGUCAUUCUGUAUUGCGUGAUCAUACUGGAGAACUGGAAUCUGGCCCGAAUGAAAGAGAAGUGUGUUUAAUUGUACUAAAUGUGCACUUUUACUGCACUUCAAAUCUAAAAAAGUACAUAAAAAUUGUAGAUGCAGAUAAUAUAUUA